Molecule: messenger RNA, 1797 nt
Organism: Nilaparvata lugens (brown planthopper)
Lineage: Eukaryota; Metazoa; Arthropoda; Insecta; Hemiptera; Delphacidae
Exons: 5
Coding region: 509-1162 (217 amino acids)
Source: RefSeq, a predicted model, not a curated record
ACGCAGAGAGGGGUGGGUACUUGGAGAAUGUGGGUUAGUUCGGAUGUAGGCCGCUAUAAACGGACGCAACACAAGCCGGACGCUCAGUACCUCUUCUAGCACGGUCCCGUUCACGACACUAGCCGGUAUGUAUCAGUCAUGCAUAAACAUAAACAAACAUUACACUAAGCACGCAGCGUUCUCGACAAUAGUGAAACAUUGGGAGGCGAAUCACUUCGAUAAAUCGACAAAUUAUAGCAAAUCGACGUACAAAGGUCGCCCGCCGGUGUCGCAGGUGUCAACGACGGUCGCGGUCGCCGGCGGUCGUUCUACUUGGGUCGCAGCCGACAGUCGCGACCCGCGUCCGGUCGCACAGUAGAGCGACCUCCCGCCCGCUACAAGUUGCUGCCGCCUGCUCGAUCCCGGUUUGGCAAUCAGCAAUUUAUCAAGCGCGUCAAAAAGUUCAGUGUGUAGGGCGAAUGGACUGUUUUACAGUGAUCGAAUCUGUGAAGCGACUGAGUAGAUUGGCAUGCUGAGGAUAUUGACGCUGCUAGUACUGGGCGUCGCCGCAGUGGCGGCCCAGAGGCGUCUCGCGUUACCAGACCCAAGGAGUUGUGCCAACAGAGUUCGACACGCGACGUACAGAGACGCACGAGGCGUGGCUCACUCGUACUUCUUCAGCUGGGAGCACAGCCCCACGCGCAGCCUGGAGGUCGACUGGCUUGACUCGAGGAACAUCUGCAGACGCCACUGCAUGGACGCCGUCAGUCUCGAGACACCGCAGGAGAACGAGUUCGUCAAGCAGAGGAUAAGCAGAGGAAACGUGAGAUACAUCUGGACAUCGGGCCGCAAGUGCAACUUCAACGGGUGCGACCGACCUGACCUGCAGCCACCCAACGUGAACGGCUGGUUCUGGUCGGGCUCAGGUGCCAAGAUCGGCCCCACCACCCAGCGCAACACAGGCGACUGGAGCAGCACCGGCGGCUACGGCCAGGCGCAACCCGACAAUCGCGAGGCUCCUCAGGGUAACGACGAGUCGUGCUUGGCCAUUCUGAACAACUUCUACCAGGACGGAGUGAAGUGGCACGACGUGGCCUGCCAUCACCUCAAGCCAUUCGUCUGCGAGGACAGCGAUGAGCUGCUCAACUUUGUUCGCUCCAGGAAUCCAGGCAUCAGGCUCUAAACACCCUACCCCCACCCUUUCACAGUCGGGCACCAGCUUCUAUUCCUCCUUCCCCCUCCCAUCCAUCACUCAUUGGAUCAAACUCCAUCGAGGCAGUUGAAAUAUCAGAGCAAGACUCGUCAAAACAACACCGACGAACUAAUUCUGCAUAUUUUCAUGAUAGCGAAGCCUACCAAAGUUAAACUUAAACCAUCUUCAUGAAAGAUGGAAAAAAAAUUCUCCUCCCUCCCUUUCCUUCCCUCCUAAAUUGAGCGACUCUCAUGUUUCUUUCUUAUUUUGUUAUCGAUUAAAUUAUUUUAUUAAUUUUAUGAACUUUAGAUAUAGUUUUGUAUACUUGUAAGGAAACUACCCGACUGAAUGUAUUAUGAGAAUCACCCACCCUAACAAACGCUGUGUGUAUAUCUUUUGUUUGAUGAAAAUCAAAUUAAGUAGUUCAUCUUGAUAGAUUGAUUACUACUGUACCAUACUCUAAAUAGCAGAAAACAAUAGUUAUUUAUUACCAAAUUCUACUCACAAAAAUAAAAACUGAAGCAUAGAUAUUGUUCAUUGCAGCGAUCAUCAAAAGAAUUGUGAUUCUGCAAUUCCGUAACAGUAUUUUUUGUAUUAUACUUGUAAUAAAUUACUUCAAAAAAGUG